UUAUAUAACCACUUGAAAAUCAAAAUUGUCAAUUUUUAUGUUAGAAGCUAGUUAUUAUUAUAUUAAUUAAUUAAUGUAACACUAGACGAUGGAUUGAAAUACGUAAGUUAAUCAACUUAUCUCAUGGUGUGUCGAUGUCAACAAUAUCAAUAUCAGCAUAAGCAUGAAGCAUCCAUCCAACAAGUUGUAAAUGAAUUAUUAUCUUAUUCGAAAAUAAAAGUCUUCUUAUAGAGAAGAGGUUGAGAAUCAAGACAACAGAAUUGAAGAUAGCAAAAUUUUGCAUCAUAAAAGUUAAAGAAAGAAUAGAAAGAUGGGUAGCAAAAGCAAAGAUAACCAUGAGAGAGAACUUAAGAAGGUUUUGACACACAAAGGUCUAUAUGUUCAAUACACUUUGUAUGGAAACUUGUUUGAAGUGUCCUCAAAAUAUGUUCCUCCCCUUCGCCCUAUCGGUAGAGGUGCUUAUGGAAUCGUCUGUGCUGCUGUUAAUUCUGAUACACAUGAGGAAGUUGCUAUUAAGAAAAUUGGCAAUACAUUUGACAACAUUAUUGAUGCUAAAAGGACUUUGAGGGAAAUUAAGCUCCUUCGUCACAUGGAUCAUGAAAAUGUUAUUGCUAUUAAGGAUAUUAUACGACCUCCACAAAAAGAUUCUUUUAAUGAUGUUUACAUUGUUUAUGAAUUGAUGGACACUGAUCUUCAUCAGAUUAUUCGUUCUAAUCAACCUCUCAACCUUGAUCAUUGUCAGUACUUUAUGUACCAGCUGUUAAGGGGACUGAAAUAUGUGCAUUCGGCUAAUGUCUUGCAUCGUGAUCUUAAACCAAGUAAUUUAUUGUUGAAUGAAAACUGUGACCUUAAAAUUGGGGACUUUGGUUUGGCAAGGACGACAUCUGAGACUGAUUUUAUGACAGAGUAUGUCGUUACUAGAUGGUACCGAGCACCAGAAUUGCUACUUAAUUGUUCAGAAUACACCUCUGCAAUCGAUGUUUGGUCGGUUGGUUGCAUAUUUGCUGAAAUUAUGACCAAAGAACCCUUGUUUCCUGGUAAAGAUUAUGUUCAUCAACUAAGACUUGUAACUGAGUUAAUAGGUUCGCCUGACGAUUCGAGCCUUGGAUUUCUCCGAAGUGAAAAUGCGAGAAGGUAUCUUAGACAGCUUCCACAAUUCGGGAAGCAAAAUUUUUCGGCAAAAUUUCCUCAUAUAGCGGCUGAGCCUCUAGACCUACUAGAAAAAAUGCUUAUAUUUGAUCCCGACAAACGAAUUACAGUUGAUGAGGCACUAUGUCACCCAUACCUAUCAUCACUUCAUGACAUCAAUGAUGAGCCAGUUACUCCCAUGCCAUUCAGUUUUGAUUUUGAGCAGCCAUCUUGCACUGUAGAGCACAUUAAGGAGCUUAUUUGGAGGGAAUCAGUGAAGUUCAAUCCGGAUCCGGCCUCUCAGUAAAUUUUUUUCUUAUUUGUGUGAAUGGAAUGGAACAAGAUGUAGUACUUCAUUCCCCUUGUAUACAAUGUAUGGCCAUUAACUUUGUCACAUUGCAAAGUACACAAAGUUCCAUUUCUUGUAAUCUAAUCCUAAACCAUGUACAAUGAUAAUCAUUUCGAAUUCGAAAUCCAAUUUAAUAUUGUAAGUUACAAAA
This is a messenger RNA of Trifolium pratense (red clover), 1628 nucleotides long. RefSeq names its product mitogen-activated protein kinase homolog MMK2-like. The record is from RefSeq and is a predicted model, not a curated record. Gene Ontology annotation, biological process: protein phosphorylation; intracellular signal transduction. Lineage: Eukaryota; Viridiplantae; Streptophyta; Magnoliopsida; Fabales; Fabaceae. The coding region runs from base 311 to 1435 and encodes 374 amino acids. Gene Ontology annotation, molecular function: MAP kinase activity; ATP binding. The transcript is spliced from 6 exons. Gene Ontology annotation, cellular component: nucleus; cytoplasm.